Molecule: messenger RNA, 339 nt
Organism: Parnassius apollo (apollo)
Lineage: Eukaryota; Metazoa; Arthropoda; Insecta; Lepidoptera; Papilionidae
Source: the annotation of a GenBank genome assembly
AUGCCAGUAUUCAAAUUAACAUUAUUAUUUUUCGCCAUUAUUUUCAUAAGUAUCGUGAACUCUGAUCACUUGAAUGUUGGUACCAGUGUGAACAGUGAAUUAGCAUACGUAGAAGAUGUAAAAUUGUCUGCUAUACCAACGAAGAAAAGAACAAAAAACGUGUUUUAUAAUAGUGAAACAAAUCCGAAGAUUAUUAAGGGCAUAACAGCGGUAGAUUAUCUGAAUUCAAAAGCCAAAGCGACAGUGACUUCUGGCGGAGUUGGAUCAACUUUUGCCAACAUAAAAUUGAAAAGUGAGCGCGGAAGUGGACUGAAUUAUCAAGUACAAAUAUUUGUUUAA